Molecule: messenger RNA, 414 nt
Organism: Trichomycterus rosablanca
Lineage: Eukaryota; Metazoa; Chordata; Actinopteri; Siluriformes; Trichomycteridae
Gene: cmc4
Product: C-x(9)-C motif containing 4 homolog (S. cerevisiae)
Exons: 2
Coding region: 97-309 (70 amino acids)
Cellular component (GO): mitochondrial intermembrane space
Source: RefSeq, a predicted model, not a curated record
AAGUAGGAAGGUAUUGACUUAACCAGCCUUCGCUACUGUAGCAUAGUAGCACCGGAGUUUUGAAGAAUUUGAGCAGGUGCUUGUGUCAUAAUCUCAAUGCCACAAAAAGAUCCCUGUCAAAAGCAAGCCUGUGCUAUACAGAAAUGUUUACAAGCCAACAACUACAUUGAAAGCCGGUGUGAGGAUGUGAUCCAGGCGAUGAGAAGAUGCUGUGAGGAUAACUCAGCAGAGACCUCUGUCUGCUGCUCUGGUUUUAGAAAAGAAAUGAAAUCAACAAAAGAUAAAACACAUCAAACUGGACUGAAAUAAUGUGUUUUUUACUGAAUGUAAAAAGAGAACUGAAUGUAAUGUAGAAACCAGAUUUUUGUUAAGUGUUAUAUAAAUUUGCUGCUAUGGAUUAAAGGAGAGUGAAGU